Marchantia polymorpha subsp. ruderalis is the source of this 3418-nucleotide messenger RNA. NCBI's taxonomy places the organism in Eukaryota, Viridiplantae, Streptophyta, Marchantiopsida, Marchantiales, Marchantiaceae. The record is from the annotation of a GenBank genome assembly.
AAUCGAGGGUUUAAGGGCAGGCCAAGGAGCAAAGGUGCCGGAGUCUUGUCGGAUUCGGUGACGGGUACCGAAAUCUUCCUGAGACUCGACGGCAGUUGCAUCGUUAUCUGAAAACGAUCCUCUCAUUGCGUGGAGCGGAGCAGGCGGACUGGGCUCGGCUCGACUCGAGGAGCAGAGUUAGCGUUUUCUGGCACGAAUUGCAAUUCUCGGCACUUCCUCUGCAGCUGCGCAUGCGGUACUGUCUUAAGACGAGGUUCUGAUUCGUCUUUCGCCCGCAUUUGGCCUCUUCCGUUCUUCGUUUUGGGCUGAUGGGUUGCGGUCAAGGCUUGGCAAUUCAAAUUGUUUCGUCUCGAGGGUAGAGGAAUUGUGCUGCGUGCACCGGAGCGGAGCAGAGGAUUGCUAUGAAUCUGUCUCACGUCUUGAGGUUUGGUUCCUCUUUGAGCUCACUGUCAUCACGCAGGACUUUGGAGCAAGGGUGCAGUCGGGACGUAGCAGCUCGCAGGCAGGCCGUGGGUUUACGCAUCAAUUGUAGAGGUUCUGAUGGGGAGUCUCGUCGCGGUGCCGGAGACGAUAGAAGAAGCCUGAAUGGCGUGAGUGAUCGCCCGAGGUAUCCCAGGGGUGGGGAUGGAGGUUACAGGAGCUCGGAAGGAUCACGGGGAAAUUACAGAGGGGGCUCGGGUGGACGAUAUGGUGGCUCUGAUUCUAAAAACUACAGAGGUGGUGACUAUGGGAGGUAUAAAGGCCCAGGUGGUGGUCAUGGAAGGGGUAGGGAUAGGAAGAAACAAAUGCAUCCUGGGGCUUAUUCGAUGGUUGAUGAACAGACUGGAGAAAAGGUUAUAGUUUGGGGCGUGGAAACAGAUGAUGAUAUCCCCGUUCCCACUGCUGAAGACUUGCAUUGGAGAAAGACAGUUUUGGCCAUUCCUGGUGACGCCAGUGAUGACACCUGGGCUAAAGUCAUGGAAGAUUCAGGGUCUAACGAUUCUUACAGCGUCAAGGGUGUCCCGCAGGGAGGUAGAGACUGGAUUGAUGAUUUAUACGAAGAUGACGUAGACGAUGACGAUGACGAAGAUGAUGAGGUCUUUGAUGAAUAUGAAAGCGAGUCGGAUGUUGGGGAAGAAGAGAUAGAAAGAGUAGAAAGUAGGAAGGUUGCUAGACCUGCUAGACUGAAAGUGUUUGGUCGUGAUGUAAGAGGGAAAUCUCUGCUGAAAGUCCAGACGUCCAGUACAGAGAUUAAUGGGACUUCCUCAGUGCCGGCUGUGAAUGGAGUUAAAAUUGGGGUUGAUACUAGAACUGAAGUUGAUACUGAGGCCAAAGACACAGAUUCAAAGUUAAUCUCGAAGUUGGGGGACACUGACAAGUUCGAAUUGGUCGUGAGCGACCCGGAAGAAAUAGAUCGUAGUGAAGAUCCGCUAGUGACAGAAACUACAGGUAGCUUGGAAACUGCGCACGAGGUAGAGGCGAGCACAGCUGUAAGUUACACUGAUAAUUCUCCAACUGUUGUUAACGAAUCUGCGGAAAGCAGGGUUGGAGAAGAUCCACUUUACGAGCGAGUCGUCAGCAAUGAACACUCCCAAGUUGAGGCUGCUGCAAAAUCUCAGCUCUUGGAGGAACUCCCAGCAGUACAGGGUACACCUUCCGACGGUAGAAAGAAGCUCCAAAAGGGACUGGCGAGCACAAAAGGUGAUGAAGACGAGGAGGCUGUCCUUGAUAAGCCAGCAUCUGGUAGAAGUAGGGUGCUGAAAACUCAGAGUAGUCAGGCAGAUACUCAUGCAAGUGAAGCGUACGAAGCUCCGUCAACGUCCUCUGAAGAAUAUGCAGAGAGGCGGACUAGAGCUCCCAAGAAUGAAAGGAAUCCUGCUCCAGGAGAGUAUUACAUCAUCGACGUUACUGACGAUGAUGAUGGCGGCUCCAGAAAGAAAAAAUAUGACGAAGCGAAGGAAGGGAGGAAAGUUGGCCUGCUUGAUCAACUACGGCUUCAAGCUACUGGAAAAAAGCCAAUGUCGAAGGAAAGUGCUGAGGAUGACGAAUCCAACAAGACGUCAGAGGCACAAAGGGAGCCUUGGCAGAGCGCAGACGCAGGGCCUCUUCCGAUGACACCAAUGCGAGACAUGAAAGCUCGGGAUAAUUAUGACGCUUCCAUAGCAGAUGACUUCUUCAGUCAAAAGUCUUUCCGUGAAGUAGGAGCCACUGUUGAACUUACUCGGGCUCUUGCUUACCUUCAGGUUGAAAAGCCAUCUCAAAUUCAGGCACUAUCAUUCACGCCCAUUUUACAAGGGAAGAGCUGUAUCAUCGCCGAACAGACAGGAUCAGGGAAGACUAUUGCGUAUGUGGCUCCUCUGGUUCAGCGCCUAAAAGCUGAUGAAGCUGCGGGCAUGGGUAAGGCCUUGUCAAAGAAGCCUCGAGUUUUGGUGCUGGUUCCCACUAGCGAGCUUGCCGCGCAGGUUCUCAAAACAUUCAGAGCAUUAUCCAAAGGAGGAGUGCCAACCAGGUCGAUUGUUUUAACUGGCGGAUUCAAGUGGAAAACUCAAGUUGAAAGUUUAGAGCAAGGUGCAGAUAUCGUGAUUGCCACACCUGGACGGCUUCUUCAGCAUCUAGAGGCCGGGAAUAUCAAGUUUGACCACUUAAAGAGUGUGGUAUUUGACGAAGUAGAUAUACUUUUCGACGAUGAGGACUUUUCUCAGGCUUUACAGACCAUCAAUAAAGCUGCCUCCAUUAAAGUGCAGUACGUGCAUGUAACAGCAACUCUUCCUGUUGAUGUACAUGACGACCUUUUGGAGAGAUAUCCCGACUGUCUUUCUGUGAUGGGCCCGAGUCUUCAUCGGACGGCACCGGGCUUGCAAGAGAUUCUAGUUGAUUGCAGUGGAGGAGACGCUGAUGAAAAAACUCCAGAGAGCGCAUUUGUUAACAAACGGACAGCAUUAUUGCAAUUGGUGAAUGACAAACCUGCUACGAAAACCAUUGUAUUUUGUAAUAAGAUCGAGACAUGUAGGAAAGUCGAAAACAUUCUCACUCGGUAUGAUAGAACUGGAAAGAAGAUUCAAGUCCUUCCUUAUCAUGCGGCCCUCUCUCAAGAAGCUCGACUAGAGACCUUGGAAACCUUCAUGGCACCAAACCCGAAGGAGAGAUUGUUUCUGGUCUGCACUGACAGAGCAUCGAGAGGUAUAGAUUCUUUGGAUGUAGAGCAUGUCGUGCUCUUCGAUUUUCCUCGAGACCCAAGCGAGUAUGUGAGGCGAAUUGGAAGAACCGCCCGAGGAGCAGGUGGAACAGGAAAGGUCUUCGUGUUCGUAGUAGGCAAGCAAGUAUCAGCAGCAAGAAGAAUAAUGGAUCGAAACGAUAAAGGAUAUCCCAUACACGAUGUUCCCGGUGAAAAGUAUUAUUACUCCAAUUAGAAAUAUGUUGAUAAAUCUAUCAUAAUAAA